This is a messenger RNA of Aspergillus ruber CBS 135680, 1621 nucleotides long. RefSeq names its product aspartate-semialdehyde dehydrogenase family protein. Gene Ontology annotation, molecular function: NADP binding; aspartate-semialdehyde dehydrogenase (NADP+) activity; NAD binding. The record is from RefSeq and is a predicted model, not a curated record. Gene Ontology annotation, biological process: L-threonine biosynthetic process. The coding region runs from base 222 to 1316 and encodes 364 amino acids. Lineage: Eukaryota; Fungi; Ascomycota; Eurotiomycetes; Eurotiales; Aspergillaceae. The transcript has 5 exons.
AUCGCCACAAGUUAUCGUUCUUCAACUUCUCAAGAAACCGUUAAAGUGGAUUCGGCGGUUUGCGCAUUGGUAUUGCCGGAAUGACGAGACUCGCGCAUUCGUCCCUUGCGGGGCAGAAAAAUGUCGAGCCCUUGCUUAAGCCUCAUGGCGAACUGAUCGCAAACUUCCUUUCCUGACCGAAUUGUUAUCUUUUGGCCUACUGACUUGACAAAUUCAGCAAAAUGUCGCCCACGAUCACUAAGAAAAAGUGCGGUGUCCUCGGAGCUACUGGCUCUGUUGGCCAGCGAUUCAUCCUCCUCCUCGCAGAGCACCCUCUCUUGGAACUCCACGCCCUCGGUGCAUCUGAGCGCUCUGCCGGCAAAGCAUACAAGGAUGCUGUUAAGUGGAAGCAGGCCAGACCUAUUUCUGAGGCCCUGGGUAACCUUGUAAUCCGCGACUGCAAGGCCGAGAGUUUCAAGGAUUGCGAUCUCGUCUUCUCCGGGUUAAACAGCGACAUCGCCGGCGAUACUGAGAUGGAAUUCAUCAAGGCCGAGAUCCCCGUCUUCUCGAACGCUAAGAACUACCGCAAGCAUCCCACCGUUCCUCUCGUCGUCCCUACCGUGAAUCCUCAACACAUGGACUUGAUCCCGCACCAGAGACAACAGUUUGGUUUGAAGAAGGGAUUCUUGGUUUGCAACUCAAACUGCGCUGUUAUCGGUGUUGUUAUCCCGUUCGCCGCCCUCCAGGCCAAGUUCGGCCCCGUCGAGGAGGUGGAAGUCUUCACAGAGCAGGCUGUGUCAGGUGCAGGAUAUCCUGGCGUUUCGAGCAUGGACAUCGUGGACAACGUCAUUCCUUACAUCAGUGGUGAGGAAGACAAGCUUGAGAACGAGGCGCAGAAAAUCCUGGGUUCUCUGAACGCAGAUGCUACCGCUUUUGAAGAGCAGUCCAGUCUGCGGAUUGGCGCUACUUGCACCCGUGUGGGUGUUACCGACGGCCACAUGGCUUUCGUUUCCCUGCGUUUCAAGAACCGUCAGGCACCAAGCGCAGAGGAGGUCAAGCAGGCUUUGAGAGAAUACCAGUCCGAGGCCCAGAAGCUGGGCUGCCCAUCUGCUCCUGAGCAGGCCAUCAGAGUGUUCGAUGAACCCGACCGUCCGCAACCAAGACUCGACCGUGACAUCUCUAGAGGAUACACUGUUAGCGUCGGACGUGUCCGUGAUGGACUGCCAGGUGGCUACUUUGAUUUGAGAUUUGCUGCUCUCUCUCACAACACUGUCAUCGGUGCUGCGGGAUCGUCUAUCCUCAACGCCGAAGUCGCUGUUAUCAAGGGCUACAUCUAAGUGAUAUCCAAAAAGUAUAGAUCUAGCAGUUUAGAUGGCGUUAAUUACCAUUUCUUUUGUACAGCAAAGAUUGACCAUCGAUAAUCUCCUGUUUAGGUUAGCGUAUAUUACAUAAUCUUACAGGAUCCAUAGGAAUAAGAGUCUGGAUAGGUACUAGCGCUAGGGCUCACUCCACAAGCACUGUCCGCUAAGCGAGAAUUGGAUUAUCAGCGCUGAACUCCCGACUCGGCCUGGUUUUUCCCAUCGCGACACUACGACAACUAACCCGGUCAAGUCGACAAAGCAGUCAAGAUGCCUCGCGGACC